AUGGGCAGGCUCGCCCUCAAACAAACCCAUUAUUUGCUAAGUAACGAGGGGGGCUGAUGCAGAGCCCAUGCAGGGGGCUCCAGGAGACACUUCUUCCCUAGCAGGGAAAGGCACCUGAUGCUGGCACUAGGCAGCCUUGGGGCUGGGGCCUUGGCUUUAGCUCUUCUCUGCCUCCUAGCCAAGGAGCUCUGGGGGCCAGGCCGGGGGCCGGCGGGUGCAGGCGAGGAAGAAGAUGGGGACGAUGUCAUUGGGGAGGAGGGGCACGGGGCAGGGCGCUGCAGGCUCAUCUGCAAACCCUCGGCCCUGGCCCAGAGCCUGCUGAGGAGCCUGCAGCGGGGCGCUGCCCUGCAGAGCGGGCGCUGGCUGUGGAGGACCUGGCCUCAGCUCCAGACCAUGUUCCAGCUCCUCUUCCCCCCUGCCCACCAGCCGGAGCUGGCCCGGGAGCUCCUGCAGCUGGCUGAUGGGGGUCUGGUCGCCCUGGACUGGGUCCUGGGGCCCCGUGGUGCCGGCAAGCGGAGUAGAGCGACCACUGCCUUUGGCACCGCCCCGGUGCUGCUUGUCCUCCCCAAUGCCUCCGGCAAGGUCACCAGGGGCGUCCUGCACCUCUGCCUGCUGGCCUUGGAGCAGGGCUACAAGCCUGUCAUCUUCAACCGCAGGGGGCACAAUGGCAGCCCGCUUGCCAGCCUGAAGCUGCAGGCCUUCGGGGACCCAGGCGACCUCAAGGAGGCAGUGACAUACAUCCGUGCGCGGCAGCCAGGUUCCUCGCUCUGUGCUGUGAGUGAGGGCUCGGGCUCCGGCCUGCUCCUCUCCUACCUGGGGGAGUGCGGCUCCUCCAGCUACCUGGCUGCAGCAGCUUGCAUCUCGCCCGUGUUCAGGUGCCAGGAGUGGUUGGAGACCGGGUGCCCCUGGCUAUAUGAGUGGAGUCUGCUCCUGCACCAGAAACGAGGCCUCAGCAGGUAUGCCACCGCGCUGGCAGAGGUUGUGCAGACGGGCAGGCUGUUCAGGAGCCGCUCACUCCGGGAAUUCGAGGAAACCCUCUUCUGCCAGACCAAGAAGCACCCCAUCUCCUGGGAUGCUUACUGGGAUCGCAACGAGCCCCUCCGGGAUGCGGACGAGGCAGCCGUCCCGGUCCUGUGCAUCUGCGGCGCCGAUGACCCCGUCCGGGGACCUCCGGCCAGCACCCUCCCCAUGGAGCUCUUCCACAGCAGCCCCUACUUCUUCCUGCUGCUGACGCCGCACGGCGGGCACUGCGGCUUCCUGAGGGAGGGACCCUGCUCCUGGAGCCACAGGAUGACGCUGGAGUACUUCCUGGCUGUCGCCGAGUUCUUCCGGGCAGAGGAGAGGCUGAAGGGGCUGCACCGGUGCAGGAGGGGCGUCCUGCGGAAGAGAGAGGCCUCCUCCACCGCCUGCCACCUCCAGAUCUUCAGCUGGCAGAGGUCCUACACGAGGUAGCGCCAGGGAGGUGCUGCGACUAGCGCCUCUGCAUAGCGUCCCUGGGAGAGGCUGUCCAAGGGCCAUGCGGCAGCGCUGUAGUCACCCCCCGUUGCACAGCCUUCCCCAGCCCUCUUGCACGCUCACACCAGGAUGGCAGGCGCUGCACACAAAGGCCUUGCCGUCCCCUCCCCACAGGAGCAGACCGUCGAGAGCCCAUGGGGCUGACAUGACUGGUGUGUUCCCACCACAUUAGAAAUGGCCCAGGCUGUGCACGGCUAACUGAUCCUUCUGCCUAUGAAACUCCACUAGCACACACACUUCCCAGCAGCCAGCCUGAGCGUGCUGGGGUGGGAAAGCGCCCCCAGGUCAAAGCAAUCUCAUUGUGCCCCUGCCACGGGAGGGCGCCGUGCUGCUGAAGGAACAGCGUUUGGGGGAGAUGCAAAGCCCAAACCCUGAUCCUCGGGCACUCUCCUCCUCUCCUCACCUUUCAAAACCUGCAGCAGACGCUCCAUGUACUAAAAUUACUUUAUUACAGUUGAUUUUUUAACAUUUCCUUUGCUCUGUUACAAAGGAUACUUACAAACAAAAUAUUACAUACGACCUUAUUUUCUCUUCUCUUAUUUUCUGACAACUUGGUAACAGCUUUAAAUGCACAAUCUAUACAAUUAAUACAGGUUAUAUAUGAGCGCUAAUGUAUGUUGAACCAGAAGGAUACCAGAAUACUGACAAUAUACUGUACAAUAAGCCUUAUCAGUUAGUGAUUGUGGCAUUUUCUACCAAAAGGAAAAUGCACACCUGUAGACUCACCCAUCCCAGCUGGUGCAAAACAGAAACACCCUGUUUUAACCCUUGGUAAUCCAUCCCUGUAGGAAUUGGGCCUGGAAGUCUCAGGCCUCUGUUCAGUAUAAUGGCAUGCGGCAGCACCACCCACGAUAAAGUGAUGCCCGGCUCCUGGCCUUGCUUUGUUAAAGCCACGUUUACAUCUCCACUCCCGAUGCCCCAGAAUGAACGAGCCCUCUACUGGCCAAGGACAGAGGCUGGGGCCUUGGGAGAGUUCUUUGGUCACGACCUGAAAGUUGUUAGGGAAACAGUUGGGGGAGAGGGGGAGGAGGGGAGCAAACACAUUAAUUGGUGUCUGAGCAUCCCUCUCCCCACUCGCACGUUAGCAGGCACACAGCAAGGGGUGUAACAAUGACCCCACAGGUGGCAGUCGAAAUGAACAGUUAUUUUAACUCCCACUACCAUUGUGGGAACCUGGCUACCCACUGCAGUCCUCAAGCCAGCAGAGUUCCCACCGCAGGUCAUGGCAGCUGUGCCUGUGUCAGGGCUGUGGCGAGAACAUGAGGGACUUAGGGUAGCUCUGCAGCUAUCUAGUUAAAGCCAAGCUUUGUCUUUGUUUUGCAACCAAAGCCAGAUUUGUGCUGCUACAGGUGUGCACUUGCCCUCCUCCCCAUGCGUUACCUAGAACUGAUAAGGUGACAUUUUUAUUUUCUUUUAAAGCAACUGACAGUGAAGCAUUUUUAGACAACGGGCAAAAGACCAGGCAUUCACCUGGAAGCUGCAAAUGGAAAAUACACCCCCCCAGGUUCACCCAAAAAGUGUGGAGGAAGAAUAUCCAAGAAAGUAAAAAUGCCAGGUUCAAGUUAAAAUUUCUUUUAGUUUACACAAUACUUGUGCAACAACCAAACAGACGCAUGCUGGAAAUCAUGAAAACAAAAGAAAAAUUGAUAUACAAAUUUAAACAUAUAAAUAAGAUAUCUUGCUGACUGGGUAGAAGAAUAAAUCGUUCUGGGUUACAAAAAGAUUAUACAUUCAAGACGCUCCGAACCCAGUGGGAUAACUUAUGUUAAAUUUUGUUUAAUAAUUACGUUAGAAUUCUCAAGUUGUUUUUAAAGUCUUCACAAUACAAGCAA
Dermochelys coriacea (leatherback sea turtle) is the source of this 3347-nucleotide messenger RNA. It is a transcript of the gene ABHD15, whose product is annotated as abhydrolase domain containing 15. Gene Ontology annotation, molecular function: short-chain carboxylesterase activity; monoacylglycerol lipase activity. Lineage: Eukaryota; Metazoa; Chordata; Testudines; Dermochelyidae. The record is from RefSeq and is a predicted model, not a curated record.